Molecule: messenger RNA, 1572 nt
Organism: Racocetra persica
Lineage: Eukaryota; Fungi; Glomeromycota; Glomeromycetes; Diversisporales; Gigasporaceae
Source: the annotation of a GenBank genome assembly
AUGUCAGAGACAAAAUCCUCGAAUUAUCGUUCAUUCAAAGAUAAGGACAAACCUGUUGAAGUUCGGCUCAGUAACAUCAUAGCUGCUAAAGCGGUUGGCGAUGCAAUCCGGACUUCUCUUGGCCCUAAGGGCAUGGAUAAAAUGAUCCAAACUGGUAGCGGUGAAGUUGUAAUUACAAAUGAUGGUGCCACUAUUUUGAAGCAUAUGUCCGUCUUACACCCCGCUGCUAAAAUGCUGGUUGAUCUAUCCGCCGCACAAGAUGUUGAAGCCGGUGACGGAACCACGUCUGUUGUUGUGAUUGCCAGCGCACUUUUGGGUGCUGCCGAAAAAAUGCUUGCAAAAGGUGUACAUCCUACGACAAUCGCCGAAGCAUUUCAACGUGCUGCAAUAAAGUCUACUGAAUUUCUUACAGAAAUGUCCACUGAAAUUAUUCUAUCAGAUAAAGAUUCUUUACUAAAAGCUGCUACUACCUCCUUAAAUUCAAAGAUUGUUUCCCAAUACUCCAGCCUUCUAGCUCCAAUCGCCGUUGAUGCUGUGUUACGUGUAAUUGAUCCGGCAACCGCAACGAAUGUGGACCUUAAAGAUAUCCGUAUAGUAAAAAAAGUUGGUGGCACUAUCGAUGAUACUGAACUUGUUGAUGGCCUUGUUUUGACUCAAAAUGUAAUCAAGAGUUCUGGUGGUCCAUCUCGUAUUGAAAAAGCGAAAAUUGGUCUCAUUCAAUUUCAAUUGUCUCCUCCAAAGCCGGAUAUGGAAAAUCAGAUUAUUGUUAACGAUUAUAGACUUAUGGAUAAAAUUUUGAAGGAAGAACGACAAUACCUCCUUAAUAUGUGCAAAAAAAUAAAGAAAACUGGUUGCAAUGUAUUGUUGAUUCAAAAAUCAAUUCUUCGAGACGCGGUUAAUGACUUAUCACUUCAUUUCUUGUCGAAAUUGAAAAUAUUAGUGGUUAAAGAUAUAGAGAGAGAUGAAAUAGAAUUUAUUUGCAAGAGUACUGGCUGUAAACCAAUUGCGGAUAUCGAGUCUUUUAGUGAAGAUAGGCUUGGUUCCGCCGAACUCGUUGAUGAGGUUCAAACUUCCGGAGCACGAGUCGUAAAAAUUACCGGCGUUAAGCAUGUCGGAAAAACUGUGUCUAUUUUAUGUCGCGGUGCCAAUUCCCUUGUGCUAGAAGAAGCUGAACGUUCAUUUCAUGACGCUCUAUGUGUUGUCCGCUGUCUUGUAAAAAAGAAAGCUUUAAUAGCUGGUGGCGGUGCACCAGAAGUUGAAGUAUCACAACGUUUAGCUGAGUGUGCUAAAUCGUUAAAGGGAAUGGAGGCACAAUGUUUCGAAGCUUUUGCAAAUGCUCUUGAAAUCAUCCCUAUAACACUUGCUGAAAACGCAGGACUAAACCCGAUUAAUAUUGUUACCGAACUACGAAAUAGACAUGCUUUAGGCGAGAAAACUGCUGGAAUUAACGUUCGAAAGGGGUCUAUCACAAAUAUUCUUGAAGAAAACGUUAUACAGCCUUUACUUGUUUCAACAAGUGCUAUAGAAUUAUCAGCUGAGACAGUAAAGAUGUUAUUAAAGAUUGAUGAUCUG